ACACACAUCUACUCUUACAAUUUUCUUGGUCUGCUUCAUCUUUUGUCGGCAGUGUCACUUUCAGGUUUCUGUCUUGUAAUAAUUGAGUUUACCUUUUGAGAUCACGUGAAUUGGGCUAAGCUUUAAUUCCGUGUUUUGAGAUCUGAUUUCAAUAGAAAUGGGAAGUUCUGAGGAGAAAGUUGUGGCUGUGAUCAUGGUCGGUGGACCAACCAAAGGUACACGAUUUCGUCCAUUGUCAUUGAAUAUCCCAAAGCCACUUUUUCCAUUAGCUGGACAACCAAUGGUUCAUCAUCCGAUCUCUGCGUGUAAAAAGAUUCCAAACCUAGCGCAGAUCUACCUUGUUGGCUUCUAUGAGGAGCGUGAAUUUGCGAUAUAUGUUUCCUCAAUCUCGAAUGAACUAAGAAUUCCUGUCAGAUACCUGAAGGAGGACAAACCACAUGGUUCAGCUGGAGGCCUUUACAACUUCAGGGAUCUAAUUAUGGAAGACAGCCCGUCACAUAUAUUUUUGCUGAACUGUGACGUUUGCUGUAGUUUUCCACUGCCUGAGAUGCUUGAGGCUCAUAGAAGAUAUGGUGGAAUUGGAACUAUUCUUGUCAGCAAGGUGUCUGCUGAAACAGCUAGUGAAUUUGGAGAACUGGUCGCUGACCCCGUUACCAACGAACUGUUGCAUUACACAGAGAAACCUGAAACUUUUGUGAGUGACCGCAUUAACUGUGGUGUGUACGUAUUUACACCGGAUAUCUUCAAUGCUAUUCAAGGAGUAUCCACUCAAAGGAAAGACAGAGCUAACCUAAGGCGUGUAUCCAGCUUUGAAGCUCUUCAGCCAGUAAAUAGGAGUCUUCCAAUAGACUUUGUACGGUUGGAUCAGGAUAUUUUGACACCUCUUGCAGGGAAGAAGCAGCUAUAUACCUAUGAAACCAUGGAUUUCUGGGAACAAAUUAAAACACCAGGAAUGUCUUUGAAAUGCUCUGGUCUCUACCUGGCUCAAUAUAGUUCCACCUCACCACAUCUUUUGGCAAGUGGGGAUGGCUCAAAGACUGCAACCAUCAAUGGUGACGUUUAUAUCCAUCCAUCUGCUAAAGUUCAUCCAACUGCAAAGAUUGGUCCAAAUGUUUCAAUUUCUGCUAAUGCUCGUAUUGGAGCUGGUGCCAGGCUCAUCAGUUGUAUUAUCCUUGAUGAUGUUGAAGUCAAGGAAAAUGCGGUUGUUAUUCAUGCAAUUAUUGGCUGGAAGUCUUCAAUCGGCAGAUGGUCAAGAGUCCAGGGAGCAGGAGACUACAACGCAAAGCUCGGGGUCACAAUUCUUGGUGAAUCUGUAUCGGCUGAGGACGAAGUAGUGGUUAUCAACAGUAUUGUCCUGCCCAACAAGACUCUUAAUGUGAGUGUCCAUGAAGAUAUCUUACUUUAAACUCAAUGAGAUGAAUUUGGGAGUGCCCUUUUGCGUCUGCUACUGAGCCAAUUCCUUCCCCGUAGGCUUGUAUUACCAUUUAGUUUAUGUAAGUAUUGUUGGUACAUUUGAGUACAGAACAAUUCGCUAGUUUACUGUUUAUUUGUAAUUUUCCCUUGUAAGAUAUUGCAAUAAAUCGCAAGUUUCGUUCCUUUUUCUUA
Lycium ferocissimum is the source of this 1605-nucleotide messenger RNA. RefSeq lists its product as uncharacterized. The record is from RefSeq and is a predicted model, not a curated record. The coding region runs from base 158 to 1405 and encodes 415 amino acids. Gene Ontology annotation, cellular component: cytoplasm. Gene Ontology annotation, biological process: biosynthetic process. The transcript is spliced from 16 exons. NCBI's taxonomy places the organism in Eukaryota, Viridiplantae, Streptophyta, Magnoliopsida, Solanales, Solanaceae.